Messenger RNA from Canis lupus familiaris (dog), 547 nucleotides. RefSeq names its product chromosome 1 C19orf33 homolog (gene C1H19orf33). Bases 187 to 507 code for a protein of 106 amino acids. NCBI's taxonomy places the organism in Eukaryota, Metazoa, Chordata, Mammalia, Carnivora, Canidae. The transcript is spliced from 4 exons. The record is from RefSeq and is a predicted model, not a curated record. Gene Ontology annotation, cellular component: nucleus.
CCAGAGAAGUUGGGUGGUGCUGGGGAGGGGCUGUGAGUCAGGCUCAGGAAUCUGAACAAGGUGGGGUGGGGCUCCCCAGAAGUCCCUGGGCGGGCAGUUCCCACUGCUCCUCCCCACGGCCUGCCCCCUGCCCUCGGGCACUACCCAGGCCCCCGGCGGCCUCCCCACAGACCUCGUCUCACCACCAUGGAGUUCGACCUGACCGCAGCCCUGGACUCCAAGAAGCCCCACGGGACAGGCCAGGUGGGAGACCACAAACACAGCGCCCCCAAAGCUCAGGGCGCGUCGGCGGAUAAACCGAGGGGCCACGGCCACCGCAGCUCGGACUCCAGCAGCAGCAGCGGCAGCUCCAGCGACUCCGACCAUGACGGGAAGCCUCGCGCCGCCGCCCCGGGGCCGCACGGAAGCUCGCCGGGCAAGGCCGAGAAGCCCAAGGUGAAGAAGAAGAAGGAGAAGAAGGAGAAGAAGGAGAAGAAGGGGAAGGCGAAGAAGGAGGCUCCCCACUGACGGGCCUGGGCGGGUCUCAAUAAACCUCUCCUCGCUCGCC